AUGCGACGAGUAUAUAAAUGCCACUAAUUGAGCACUAGAUCCAAGAGCUAUAGUUGCUGGUGUCCCACCAGUGCUCUUGCCAUUGCCAUCUGGCCAGGCAAGUGGCAAUUUAAUUUUUACGAGCCCUUAAUGUGUCUUUAAUUACAAAGCCGCUCUCUCAUCAGGCUCGCUCUCUGCUUGAUUGAAUAUUUACCCCCAAAUUGAGAUUAAUGGUUGGGUUUGAGGAUUCGGCCUGGAGGCUCUGUCGGAAUAUUAACAUAACAUUAAUAAAGGACAACUAAAACAGCCAGGCUCAGGAGCAGCAAGAAGCAGAAGCAUUGCCACUUAGCCAAGACAUGAACCAAGACGAAGCUCGUGCCCAUCUGUCAAAUAGUGUGCCAUACUUUAGGGCGUCAAUUCCCAUGCGUGUAUAUGAGUGUUUGCGGGAUACAAGCAUGUUGCGAUGCACAAAACUCUAUGUGCUCCAGAAAAUGGAGGAACGCAAGCAUAUGCCACAUACAGCCAAUCUGACCAAGGACUUUCUCGAUCAGUUCUUUGGCGAGGAAACUCAAUUGGGCAGUCUCGUUUCGGACAAGUAUCAAAAAAUGUCCGAGAAGGAGCUAAAUCUGCGUUUAGUGCAAAACUUUCAGCGCUUCUUCAAGCAUCGGGAUCUUAAGUUACACAUUUUACCCGGAAUGCUUUUAAAAGUUAUACCCAGCAAGGAAAAUAAGUUAAAGUUUACCCUAAAGAAGAACAUCAAAUCCCGGAUGGGACGUGCACGACGUCGCGAAUCCGAUGACCUGCAACUGAGUCUAAUCAAUCUUCCACCCAUGGGUGGAGUUGGCGGCAGCAGUGGCAGUGUUGAGACCUAUGAACCCGAAGCAGAAGGCGACUCCAAACAGCAGGGCUUGGCUGGUGGCUCUGGCGUAGGUGAUGGCGGUGUUGCAGGUGGCAGUGGUGGAUUAUUGGGCAAACGGAAACACAAAAAAAACUCCUAUAAGGUGACAAUGCUGCAGAUGGCUGUACCAAUUCUGGUGCUACCAGUUAUAUUGUUGGGCAGCCUUUUGCCAUUUAUUUUGCCGGCUCUAAAAAUGGCCACCAUUUUGUCACUUCUUAUGAACAAUGGCGCUUUCAUGGCCGCACUGCUCUAUGCGGCUCGAACUCAGGCCAAUAACCAGGAUGAACAACAUAUUAGCUAUAGUUAGCCCUACCAUUAGUUCCAUCUAUACUGAAUUACUACUAUACUCAAUAAAGACUGUCAUUGGCUUCAG
Molecule: messenger RNA, 1250 nt
Organism: Drosophila willistoni
Lineage: Eukaryota; Metazoa; Arthropoda; Insecta; Diptera; Drosophilidae
Exons: 3
Coding region: 336-1184 (282 amino acids)
Source: RefSeq, a predicted model, not a curated record